AUGGAGUCGGCGGGAGGAUCCGACGGCGGAGGCGAGGGAGGGUUUUUGGGCAGCGGCGAGGAAGGGGCUUGGAGUGAGAUGCUGCGGCCGGGGAUGGAAUCCAUGGAAAAAUAUUACAGGGAUAUGACCACAAUGUACCUAGGCGACGGGCAUUGGCUUUCCAAUUAUGCCAAGUUCUUGAAGGAGACCAGCGGCGACUCUGCCAGGGCGGAGGAGUGUUGUGAGCGAGCCAUCCUGGUGACGUCGGCGACGUCGGCGUCCUGUCCAUGUACGAUGACCUCAUCUGGAACAACAACAGGGACGGCGACCGUGCUAACACCUACUUCAAUCAGGCCGUCAAGUCUUCCCGCAGCGACUGCCAUGUGGUAG
This is a messenger RNA of Linum trigynum, 369 nucleotides long. The record is from the annotation of a GenBank genome assembly. NCBI's taxonomy places the organism in Eukaryota, Viridiplantae, Streptophyta, Magnoliopsida, Malpighiales, Linaceae.